UUCAUCUGGCAGGUUUUAAAAAGGCAAGCCUACUCUGGAGAGGAUCAGACUGUCUGCAAAACUUAUCCAGAGGGGACUGUGUCAUCAACCGGGAGCUGCUUACAGAGCGGCAGGGACAUCAGCUCUGAUAACCCAGCAGAAACGCUAAAGGACAUUAUCGCGUGCGAGUUAUCUCUCCGUUGCAUUGAGUAAUCAGCCCAGCUGGGUGAAUCUACCAGGUGGACAGCCGGUGCUGUUGGAUGCCGUAUCUCUCACAGAAACUCCAGCUCUGAUUCCCGGAGAUAGCUCGGCCAGCAGUCUUCUUCUCAGUCCUUUGAUCUACUAAUAGGCUACAGCGGAACAUUUCAUUUCCUUUCUUUUUGCCGAAGGACAUCAUGACAGUCGGGUUUUGUCUGCUGCUGGCUUUCCUAUCAGCACUAUCUCGGUGCCUGGGCUCAUACGUGCCCUGUGAGCCGUGCGACCCGAAGGCGCUGUCCAUGUGCCCCCCGGUGCCGCUGGGCUGCCAGCUCGUCAAGGAACCGGGCUGCGGCUGCUGCCUGACCUGCGCCCUCGCGGAGGGACAGGCUUGCGGCGUCUACACCGGGACGUGUGCCCAUGGGCUGCGCUGCCUGCCCCGCAGCGGCGAGGAGAAGCCGCUACACGCCCUGCUACACGGCAGGGGACUGUGCACCAACGAGAAGGGAUACAAGCCUAUAGGUGGGUGCGGAGCAGGGGGUCUGUGCGCCAACGAGAAGGGAGACAACCCCGUAGACCACGAGUCACGUGAGCAUGAGAACACGGGCCAUGCUGAAGCACCGGAGAACUCAUACCUCCUUGCAAAGAUGCCACUGCUCCCUAAAGACCACAUGACCAGAAAGAAGGCACAGGCCGUGCAGAAUGACCGCAAGCGGCAGCAGGGCAAGUCACGGUCGGUGGGGCACGCGGACUACUCCCUGCUGGGUGGCGACAAGCUUGUGAGUGAGCUGGGCCCCUGCAGGAGGAAACUGGAUGGGAUCAUCCAGAGGAUGAAGGACACAUCACAAGUGAUGGCCCUAUCCCUAUACCUCCCGAACUGCGACAAAAAGGGCUUCUUUAAGCGCAAGCAGUGUAAGCCUUCCCGUGGACGCAAGCGAGGGAUCUGCUGGUGUGUCGACAAGUACGGGGCGCAGCUGCCCGGCACAGACUACAACGGGGGCGAUGUGCAGUGCAAGGAUCUAGAAAACACCGGAAACACCAAUGAGUGAGGAUUCCCGGCCCCGCCCAGCACAAUCACUGCCCCUUCCCCACCUUGUCUUGCUCCGCCCCCUCCUCCCAUGCAACACUUUGACAUUUGAGAUGCAAGAGAGACAAGGAGAGCAAGAAUGAAAAUGAAAAACGAGCGCCGGCAUGGAAUGCCAGCUGGGUGGCUCCCCGACUCUCACUGCUGGAUGCGGGUCCGUACAAACAAUUUGUCGAAAUAUGUAGAAAUAUUCAUUUAUUUUUAUAGCAGCUGGGGUUUCAGCACCGGACUUUUUCUUUGCAAACUAAGCUAACAGAACACAAGGCACUAAGAGAUAAUGUCUGUCUGUCUCACUGAUGAUACCGUUAUGUUUGAGAUCAUAGCAGUUCUGUACAUAAGAAUGAUUUGUUAUCUCAACACACACACAUGCACACACGCAAGCAGAUACAUACUGACUCACGCAUACAGUACAGAUACAGUUCUUACUCUCUCAUGUCUGAUCGUCACUUGGUUGCUUUGCAGGAAACCUCAUUUUCAGGAUAACGCUUGAUGAGACCGUUCAGGUCUGCAAAU
Molecule: messenger RNA, 1771 nt
Organism: Paramormyrops kingsleyae
Lineage: Eukaryota; Metazoa; Chordata; Actinopteri; Osteoglossiformes; Mormyridae
Product: insulin-like growth factor-binding protein 5
Biological process (GO): regulation of insulin-like growth factor receptor signaling pathway
Cellular component (GO): extracellular region
Molecular function (GO): fibronectin binding; insulin-like growth factor I binding; insulin-like growth factor II binding
Source: RefSeq, a predicted model, not a curated record